Messenger RNA from Maudiozyma saulgeensis, 1083 nucleotides. The record is from the annotation of a GenBank genome assembly. NCBI's taxonomy places the organism in Eukaryota, Fungi, Ascomycota, Saccharomycetes, Saccharomycetales, Saccharomycetaceae.
AUGGCUUUAACAAGGGGCAAAAGGUUACAGAGUGCAAACAACAGCACAAUAGAUCAAAGUAUUAUAACCGAUAUAUCGAACAUUGAGGCAACACAAGAUGCAAGUAUGGAUGUUGGCAAUAGUAACAUCGAGAUUUCUCAAUCUGGUAUACACCCAUUAAAUACUUCUGAAGUGGAUAAUAGCUACUUAACUGGUACGAGUUCUAACAGUGGAAUGUAUCAUGGGAGAAGUGAUUCGAAUAGAAAACGUGGUAGAAAUCAUGAUAUGUACGACGAAAGUUGUAAUUCUAUUGAUAGUACUUCAGAUUCUAUCGAACCUGGGUCAAGUCCUAAAAAAAGAAUGCGUAGAAAUCAUGGAAGAUUUCAUACAUUGUACAAUUCAAUUAAAUCAUUUUUCUUUACAACUGCUGAACCAGAUUUAUCAAAGAAGAGAAAAUUAAGAAAAAAACGUAAAUAUUACUCUAAAGACCCUCAAAGUAGACAUCUACACUCUCCAAAAGGAUUGAAACGUAGGUUAGAUAAUAAUAUGUCUACUAUAAGAGAUAUGAAAUCUAUGAGGGAGCAAGUUCUUCAAAGAGAAAGACAAAAUAGAAAUAUGAUUCAAUCGGGUAACUUUGUUUCUCCACUUGAUAUCCAAAGACAAUUGACUUUAACUAAUGAUUCAUUAUCAAGUAAAGUUAAUUUAUUACAAAAACAAUUAAAUGCUGUAAGUGAAGACUUGAAAUUUGCUAGAGAGAAAAAUGUACUAUUUGAAAAGCUAUUAGAUGAUGCAAAUGUUGAUAGAUCGUAUGUUAAAUCAAGAAGGGAUAUACGAAACUUGGAGAAGCAUAAUAUUAAACCACAAGAUGAACUACCUCCUUCACCAGAAAGAAAAGUUAAUCCUUUAGUGACAUCAAGUCCCAUUCAUAGACUUUCAACUGAUCAUGCCGAAAACAGAAACUCAAAGUUAGCUCCACCAAAGAUCAAUUUCUACAGUAAAUAUCCUACUAUUCCACAAACCGAAUCCUUGGCGAUGGGUGCGAAUCAAACUCUAGAACCAAACCAUAUAACAGACAAUACUGAAAAUAAUAAUGAGCAAGUGUAA